AGGCGGCGGCGGCGGCCGCUCGGGGACCACUGGCAGCGGCGUCUGCCUGCGCCCGCGCCCUCCUCGCACCCGAGGCGCCCCCCGGAGACCGACCCCCGCCCCGCGGCCCAGGCCGGGGCCCGAACCCAGCGGGUGGCGCGUCUCCACUCGGGCCUCCACCACCUCCAACGAGCCAUGUUCCAGGCUGCAGGAGCCGCCCAGGCCACCCCAUCUCAUGAAGCCAAAGGUGGCGGUGGCGGCAGCACUGUGCAGCGCUCCAAGUCCUUCAGCUUGCGGGCCCAGGUGAAGGAGACCUGCGCUGCCUGCCAGAAGACUGUGUACCCCAUGGAGCGGCUGGUGGCAGACAAGCUUAUCUUCCACAACACCUGCUUCUGCUGCAAGCACUGUCACACCAAACUCAGCCUGGGCAGCUACGCAGCGCUGCACGGGGAGUUUUACUGCAAACCCCACUUUCAGCAGCUGUUUAAGAGCAAAGGCAACUACGAUGAGGGGUUCGGCCGCAAGCAGCACAAGGAGCUCUGGGCCCACAAGGAGGUGGACCCCGGCACCAAGACGGCUUGAGGCCUUCCACUCCCUCGGUGGGGCCGGGUCAGGGCAUGGACAGGGGCAGGGCGGGGAGGGAUGAGGCUUGCUCAGGCAGAGGGGCACGGGGCAGGGCCCAGCUCCAGGAUUCCUUCCUUCUCCCCCAGGGGUGGGGGUUUGGAACCAGGAUUGGGGUUUGCUCACCACCCUGCUUCCUGCUGCUUUCCACCCCAGCUUCCCUAUCUAGGUGCCUUUUCUCCAGCAAGGAGUCAGGAUGCCCUCCUCAGGGUCCUAAGCUCCCUUACUGCCACCCAGGCCGGGCCAUGUCCAGCCCCCAAGUCUCCCCAUCUACCUCUGCCCUUAGCCUGGUCCUGAGCCAUGGAGACAGGGAGGAAGGAGGGCGCCACCUGUUGGGCCUCAUGAAUGCCACUGCAGCCCGUGCGGGAGGGGAUGGGGAACUGGAGCCACCCUGCCCCCUGCCCAGGCAAGGCAGGGCCUGCCCCAGCGGGGCUUGGGACCAUCUCUUACCACCCGAGUCCAGUGGAGAAGCGGAAGUAAAGCACCCACCAAGCUGAGCACCCCAGAGACUGGCAGCGGGGCUGGCCGCGGCCCCCUCCCCUCCUGUUUCUGAC
Messenger RNA from Propithecus coquereli (Coquerel's sifaka), 1154 nucleotides. It is a transcript of the gene LIMD2, whose product is annotated as LIM domain containing 2. Gene Ontology annotation, biological process: actin filament bundle assembly. Gene Ontology annotation, molecular function: actin filament binding. Bases 175 to 561 code for a protein of 128 amino acids. The transcript has 5 exons. Gene Ontology annotation, cellular component: actin cytoskeleton; plasma membrane. The record is from RefSeq and is a predicted model, not a curated record. Lineage: Eukaryota; Metazoa; Chordata; Mammalia; Primates; Indriidae.